AUGAACGCACCCCCUCCACCGCCUCCUCAUGGCGAGGCCCCAAAAUCCUCUGGGCUUCCGCCAGGAAAAUACGACAUUUUCAUAAUACCUCCACACGCCUCAGGCUCUGGAUUCUUAUAUCUACCGUCAAUGAAGCCAAAUACCAACAGCUUCGCCGCUGGCUUUGCGUCCGCACUCAUAUUGGUCGUCAUAGGCUCUGCGUUGGCACCGGCAGUCAAGGCUUGGUGGGAUAGCGUUAAAGGAUCUGGAGGCAUGGGGAUGAUUCUCCUUAUUCUAGCUGUUGGCGUGGGUGCCUGGGCAUUGGGGAGAACACAAACUGAAGGGGGCCCCGGACCAGGUGGUGGCCCAAGUGCAAGUGGGGAGUCACCGAAUGCAGAUGGAGGUCCACAAUCCAAUGCUCAUUCAAAUACGCAGAAUGGGUAUGCCGCUGGUGGUGCCCCUCCGCCACCUCCAAGAUCAGGUCCACAAGCGGGUGCUGGAAAUACUGGUGGGCAACGACCAACGGGUGGCUGGCAACGAGGGGGACCAACUCCCGGAGCCACCAAUGCCAACGGCCACACUCCAGGAGCAGAAGGUGCAGCUAAGGGUGCAUGGGAAAGAGCGAGAGAAGAUACCAAGCGCAAGGAGGAGGAAAGAAAGGCUCGGGAGGCAGCACAGAAACGAAAAGAAGAAUUGGAAAAGAAAUUACGAGAAGCACGAGAAAAGGAGGCACGCGAACGAGAUGCUCGGGAGCGGCGACAGAAAGAAGAGGAGGCGCGAGCCAAAGCAAAAAUUCAGGCCGAGGUAGAAAAGGAACUAGAAAAGGAACGGGAGAGGGAAAGGGAAAGGCAGCGGCUACGAGAAGAGGCUGAACGAGUCAAGCUCCAAGAAAAACUGGAGAGAGAGAAAGAGGAAGAGAAACAGAGACAACGGGAGAAAGAAAAGGCUGAAGAGCAGGAAAGAGAGAAGGCUAAAGACCUGCAGCGACAAAAGGAUUUGGAGAAAGCCAAGCUUUGGGAGAAGCGGAAAGAAGAAACCAAACGAUUGCAGGCUGAGAGAGAGAGGCUGAGAAAGGAAAAGGCGGAGAAGGAGAAGGUAGAAGGUGUAACUCCGAGGGGAAGCAGUUACGCAUUUUCUGCAGUGGGGGAGAAGACCAACCCUUGGCCCAAGGGAAGGCCGCCAUCCCCCACAGCAAAUCGCUCACAACCUCCCUCGCCAACGAAACGACCUCCACCGCCAACGGCAAAGACAUAUCGUGGAACCGAAGACGAUGCCUACUCAUUUCGACCUUAUGACAAACCCAAGAGACCCAUGCACGCGAAGGCGCCCUCAUCUGUCUACUCCGAAUCCUCAUACGCCGCCUCCCAAUCCACAUCACGAACGACUCCUCCUCCAUCCCAUCGAGGUCCAUACACGACCAAGGAUCCUAACAAAAUCGUCAUCAAAGCAGUGUACUCAUUUAACAACGCAUUUCAGAAAACUCCCACUUCCCAAUUGGUGUCCGGCGUCGGCACCGUUACUGACGGUUUGAUAUUAAGAAUCACAACAGAAGGUCUCUUCAUCGAUGACGACGUCCGUGACGUCCCACAACGAGAAUGGGACGUCAAAGCAUGGACAAUGAAACUCGUAGAGGUAUGGUGCCCCUCUUUCCGCCAGGGCCCCGCUGGCAAUUCUGCUUCUGCUCGCGUUGCUUCCAGUCCGUCACCUCAUAAGUAUAAUCCCGUCCGUCGAUUGUGGGGUAUGGACAGAGACAAAUCUGCCACCCCAGAAGAGACCGACGCGCUGCUCGUCGAAAUGCUCCAACUCUGCAGCAACAACUGUCGUUCUCGCUCUUCUUCUAUAUAUUCCGCUAGCUCUGUCGCAAGUUCUGUUGAUGAUCGCUCUUCCGUUUCUGAUUCCGCCUACGGCGGCUCUUCCAUUGGCUCGUCUCCUGCUGCUGAACAUAAGAACAAGAGAACUGACAAAAAUGGUGUCUUCUACCAGACGGGAGAACUGAAAGCCGCGAAACUCCACGUCCUGCGCGCGAGCAUCCGGGACCAGGAGGGCAAGAAAUACGUCUUCGUCAUUGACGACACGGAGAGUUGGAAAGUCGCUCUUGGAUUGCAGCGGCUGAGGAAGGGGUCGCAGGUUAGGGCGCUGGGUGUCAGUGGGAUGAGUACUGCUGAUGCGAGAGGGACGCUGGAUCACUUAGGUUGGGGAUGA
Messenger RNA from Glarea lozoyensis ATCC 20868, 2181 nucleotides. RefSeq lists its product as uncharacterized. Gene Ontology annotation, biological process: chromatin remodeling. The transcript has a single exon. NCBI's taxonomy places the organism in Eukaryota, Fungi, Ascomycota, Leotiomycetes, Helotiales, Helotiaceae. Bases 1 to 2181 code for a protein of 726 amino acids. Gene Ontology annotation, molecular function: ATP-dependent H2AZ histone chaperone activity. Gene Ontology annotation, cellular component: Swr1 complex. The record is from RefSeq and is a predicted model, not a curated record.